AGGAAGAGGAGAAAGCAAAGUGUGGUGAGAGAAAUGGAGAAAGAGAGCCAAUACGGUGCGUAUGAUGAUGGUAGCGUUAUGACGGAUGAGCAAAUGGAGAUUCUCCGUAAGCCGAUCGCCAUCUACGCCGUUAUUUCUGACCAGCUCCGUCUCCUUCAUAACUUUCUCUCUUCUUUCCAUCCUCUCUCAUCAGCUGAUAUCAAAACAGGAGGAAUCGUACGAGGUUCGCAAAUUUGUAAUAGGAAACGGGAGGAAUCGUACGAAGAAAGGCUACACGCUCAGGCGCUGACAUUAGCGGCUCUAGCUGGAGCAGCCGCAGUGGAGUACUAUGAUCACAAAACUGGAGCCACUGAUCGCUACCUGAAGUUUCUCAAGCCUGAAAACUUGAAUAAGGACUAAUACUCUUUUAUCAUUCGCUGAUGCCUGAGACAUUAUAGCUAGUGAGAGUUUCAUGUUUCUUACAUUGUUAUUUUGAUGCUUUGAAAUGGAUUUAAUUAUGGGUUAUGUAAUCCCUACGACUCGCAGAUACAGG
Molecule: messenger RNA, 532 nt
Organism: Thlaspi arvense
Lineage: Eukaryota; Viridiplantae; Streptophyta; Magnoliopsida; Brassicales; Brassicaceae
Source: the annotation of a GenBank genome assembly